GACGGAGGGUACGUUUUCAGGUAGAGGGAAAAAAAAAACACGUAAUGACCUCCGAGUGAACCUCGUAGCAGGAAACACACACACCCAGUAGGCGGCGACUCAGUCUGAGGAGUCGAGAAGAGACACCGCUGUCACGGGUUGGAAAUUAUCUUUGUCCGCAACCAACCGAAGCCCGUCCAUUUUACAAGAAGUCCUUAAAGCUGGGGCGGCAAAAAGCGAUGCGCGAGAUGCCUGGGCAACUUGGUAACUUGAAAUCCAGAAAGAGGAAGAGGAGCUCAGAGAUUUCUCUUUCAGGAAGGAGGCGGAGUGCGCGCUCAAAGACAGAUGGCAGUUCAACAGCGAGGUCCGACAAACCAGCCGAUCCUGUGGAGAGAUUGUCCCGUAUCGCCUGUGAAUGCCUCAAGUCUGCUGCCGGGAGGCGAUGUUCAGCUUCACCAGAGCCUGAAGGACAGGACGGUAAAGAGAACGAGCUGAGGACAGAGGACGACAACAGCUGCGCAGCAAAUGACACCUGGGACAAACCAGAGUCUGAGCACAUGGACUGUGAAGAAAAUCGCAGAACCUUUUUCCCAGAUGAUGACAGCAAUCAGAUCCUUCCUGUGGAGCAGUUCUUUGGAAACAUGGAUGUUGUUCAGGACUUUCCUCAAAGAUCCUCCGCUGCUCCUUGCAGCGUUCAAAGGAAGGAAAGAAGGCGACAUUACUACGCACGAGAGGACAGCAAUGAAGAAGAGGCAGGCCUUGGCGUCACACAGCGAGAUGAAGUAAGCACUUAGUAAAGAGCGACUCGCCGUCGAAACAGGAAGCCAAAUAGAAACAAAGCC
Molecule: messenger RNA, 821 nt
Organism: Nematolebias whitei (Rio pearlfish)
Lineage: Eukaryota; Metazoa; Chordata; Actinopteri; Cyprinodontiformes; Rivulidae
Gene: c11h1orf174
Product: chromosome 11 C1orf174 homolog
Exons: 4
Coding region: 219-773 (184 amino acids)
Source: RefSeq, a predicted model, not a curated record